UAAAUGUUGACAGGUAAUACUUGUCAUCCAGUCUCAGAGUGCGGUCAUAAGAGGCGUAAUCAAGACCUUGCAUGACUGGCAGGUUGGGAUGGGUAAGGCUGGGAUCCCAACGGACAAUUGCGAGGCUCCAUUGAUCGUCACCGAAUACGAGACCACAGAAUUCACUCCCUCCCAACCCCUCCUCCCUGACAGCAACGCAUUUUCACCUCAACACCUUCUGUACAGCCGCCAUGCAGCCCGCCGUCACUCGCUAUGUAAACGGCGAGAUCCGUGCCUACUACACCCAUUCCUCCCCAAUGACCGUAGGAAGUCUGAAACCAGCAGCCACAUAUUCGAUUAACCCUUACACCACCGACAACUCCAGAUGGCUAACCCACGCCGUAAGCGCAAGCUUGGACCGCGCAGUCUACCUCAACCGCUACAGUGCAAUAUGCAUAAAUCAAACCGGACAUCCGCUCUGGCGGCACGACUUCGAGCCUAGCCCCGAGUCUAACAGUGUGGCUGGCGGCGGAUGUGCUUUCUCUCGGGACGGGUCCCACCUGUGGGUUUAUCGCCCUGAUGCGAUGAACGACUGCGGACCGGACUUGUUAGUCGUUCUCGACGCUUCCUCGGGAGCCGAGAUCGCGAGGGAAGAGCUGGAUAGUGUUGGGCAGGGCGCGAUCAUUACCGUGCAUCCCGACGGGCGGAAUAUUCUGUUCGAUGUCGGCGAGGGCCAGGAUGGGGUGAAGAUGUACCGGGCUGUGCUUGCGGGCGAUAACGAUAAGAUCGAGUUACACUCAUACGGGUGGGAAGACCGCUGUCUGCUUGAUAUGGCGCCUGAUGGGCGGACGUUCAUGACGGUUGACCACAAUGUGGGCGACGCUGCUUUCCAUGCGUUUCCUGGCGGGGACGUUUUGCUGCGCGUGUCUGUCGAGGAUUUUGGGUAUGAGGGUGAUGAGGAUGAUGAGGAUGAUGAAGCUUGUAUACACUAUAUUGGCGGCUUUCUUGAUUUGAAUACGGCCGUCGUUACAGUCAAGGGUGAGACUGAGGACGAGGAGUGGGUGCAUUAUCAUGCCGUGGAUGUACGCACUGGGGCACAUCUUGGCCGCCUCGACGCGCACCCGCAUAAUGAUGAAGCUGAGGGCUUUCAGCCCUUGGGGGAUGGCACCUGGGUUGAGUCGGAUGACGGCAAUGUUGUCCGCCAUCGGUUUGUUGCAGCAAUUUGAGCUUCAACGUUGGAUUAGCUGCUUUCACCUUGUGCAUGAAUGCGAGCGAGGCUAUCAAAGGUCUUUCGAGCAGCACCUCCGACUGUCAAAUACUUUGUAUGGAUUCGAAGCAAUAGAAGUGGCUGAGCAUAAAUAGUCUUAAUUGGCACUGGCCGGGACGUCUAGAUAACCAAUACUACUAGUGCUGUCGCUCAUCGGAGAGUUACCAGAUAUUUCG
Molecule: messenger RNA, 1422 nt
Organism: Aspergillus versicolor CBS 583.65
Lineage: Eukaryota; Fungi; Ascomycota; Eurotiomycetes; Eurotiales; Aspergillaceae
Exons: 1
Coding region: 231-1205 (324 amino acids)
Source: RefSeq, a predicted model, not a curated record